Messenger RNA from Arachis ipaensis, 1365 nucleotides. Lineage: Eukaryota; Viridiplantae; Streptophyta; Magnoliopsida; Fabales; Fabaceae. The record is from RefSeq and is a predicted model, not a curated record.
AUGUCGUUUACUCUUAGUUUCUCAAGAUUUUUGGGUAAGAAGUCGAAACUUGAGAGUCCAAAUUUUGAAAAGCUUGGUCAAAACCUCACAAGUAUUAGGCAACUGUACUUGGAUGGGGUAUCAAGUGAGCAUGACAAAGUGUGGGUUAAUGGGAACAUUUCCUCAAGAGAUCUUCCAGAUCUUUCUAGUUCCAACUUCAGUGGACCACUUCCCAGCUCAUUUUCAAAAAUCACAGAGCUUAAGGAAAUGGAUUUAUCGGAUAACAACUUCAUUGGUCCAAUUCCAUCACUAGGCAAAGCCAAAAAGCUUGCCUACAUAGACCUUUCAUAUAAUGGUCUAAGUGGUUCACUUUCAUCAGCUCAACUUGAAGGACUGCAAAGUCUUUCCGUAAUUGGCUUGAGUUACAAUUCCAUCAGUGGUACCAUCCCUUGGUAUCUUUUCAUGCUCCCAUCAUUCGAGGUGGUUGACCUUUCUCAUAAUCAAUUUGAUAAAUGGGAAGGGUUCAGAGAUGUGUUUUCCUCUAAGCUAGUUCACUUUGGAGGUCUGAAUCAAAGUUCCAUAAUUGACUUGAGUUACAAUUCCAUUAGUGGCAGCAUCCCUUCAUCUCUUUUUGUGCUCCCAUCGUUGUGGAAGCUUUACCUUUCCAACAAUCAAUUUAGUAAAUUAGAAGAGUUCACAAAUUUCAAGGGGCCAAUGCUGCUAGAUGCACUAAUGAAACUUAACAGUUUAUUGGUUCUAGACCUUUCAUUCAAUGACAUAGAUGAUGUUAGUGUUACCCAUGUUGAACUUUCCUCUUCUUCAAAAAUAACCAAUCUAAAGCUAGCAUUCUGCAAGUUGAAAACUUUCCCAGACAUCGGUUAUUACAUGUCUAGGACAUAUUAUUUUUCUCUAGCAAACAAUAAUAUUGAUGGCAGCAUCCCUCAUUCUUUGUGCAAUGCUCUAAUGCUUGAAGUUCUUGAUCUUUCUCAUAACAAAAUAUCUGGUGAAGUUCCCCAAUGUUUGAUGAAACUAGAGGUAUUAGAUGUUGGUAGAAAUAAACUUGCUGGUGCCUUUCCUUGCUUUCUAAGUUACAUAUCCACACUUCGUGUCCUGAUUUUGCAGAACAAUAAGUUUCAUGGUCGAAUGGUAUGUCCAAAAGACAGUUGUGUUUGGAACACCUCACAGAUUGUUGAUGUGGCUUUUAACCUCUUUAGUGGUGAACUACCUGUCAAAUGGUUCAUAGGCUGGAAGAAGAUGAUAUCUAAUGAUGCUGGAGAAAACUCAAAGCUAAGCCAUAUCCAAUUUGGUGGUGAUAACAACCAUGCAGUAUAUUAUCAGGAUUCAAUAACAUUCACAAGCAGAGGCAAUAAAGAUGUAAGAUUCUGA